CCUCGUCCGCCGCCCAGUCCCUUCUCGCCUGGGCAGCCCCUUCCCCUUGGGAACUGCCGCCGCCCCCUCCUAGCCAGUCCUCUCUGCCGCGAACCCGCGCUGCAGGUAACAGCGGGCCAACGGGUCUCCAUCCUUAGCGAGAGACAACGUCUUCGCGCAGAAACAGACACAAAGCCCGGCCUCUGCGGUCCGGGGGCGGCCGGCCAAGCUCCGCCCCCACCGUCGCGACCGCCAAUCAGCUCCUGGGUCGGGCCCAUCCUCGCGCUGCUCUGCAUCUCAGCCGGUCUGCCCCCACACGCCUCCCACCAUCGCCUCCACCAAUUUUCAGAUCCCCAGGCAGCCUGCCCCUUCUCCUUGUCGCAUUUCUGCAGAGGAGUCCCUACCCCUCCGAAGUAGCCUGGUGUGGAAAUUGCUGGACAACGGAAACUGAUCCAGCCAUGGCGACUCCCUCAGCUGCCUUUGAGGCCCUUAUGAAUGGAGUGACAAGCUGGGAUGUCCCUGAAGAUGCCAUCCCAUGUGAACUGCUUCUUAUUGGAGAAGCCUCCUUCCCAGUGAUGGUGAAUGACAUGGGUCAGGUCCUCAUUGCUGCCUCCUCCUAUGGCCGAGGCCGCCUGGUGGUUGUGUCCCAUGAGGACUACUUGGUGGAAGCCCAACUCACUCCCUUUCUCCUCAACGCAGUGGGUUGGCUUUGUUCUUCCCCUGGGGCUCCCAUUGGUGUCCACCCAUCCCUGGCACCCCUGGCCAAAAUCCUCGAGGGCUCUGGCUUGGAGGCGAAGAUUGAGCCAGAAGUGAAAGACUCCCUGGGGGUUUACUGUAUUGAUGCCUAUAACGAAACCAUGACUGAAAAGUUGGUCAAGUUUAUGAAACGUGGAGGGGGCUUGCUCAUUGGAGGGCAGGCCUGGGAUUGGGCCAACCAGGGUGAUGAUGAAAGAGUUCUGUUCACGUUCCCUGGCAACCUCGUGACCAGCGUGGCUGGCGUGUACUUCACCGACAACAAAGGGGACACAAGUUUCUUUAAAGUCUCUAAGAAGAUGCCCAAGAUCCCAGUCUUAGUUAGUUGUGAAGAUGAUCUCUCCGAGGAUAGAGAGGAGCUGCUGCACGGGAUUUCAGAGCUGGACAUCAGCAACUCGGAUUGUUUCCCAUCCCAGCUGCUAGUGCACGGGGCAUUAGCCUUUCCCCUGGGGUUAGAUUCCUACCAUGGCUGUGUUAUCGCGGCUGCCCGCUAUGGCCGGGGCCGCGUGGUCGUGACUGGCCACAAGGUAUUAUUCACCGUUGGUAAACUGGGCCCUUUUCUGCUCAAUGCCGUGCGUUGGUUGGACGGGGGCCGCCGAGGCAAGAUCGUGGUGCAAACAGAACUGAGGACACUGAGUGGUCUGCUCGCAGUGGGGGGCAUAGACGCCAGCAUCGAGCCCCACCUGACCAGUGAUGCGAGUGUCUAUUGCUUUGAGCCCGUGAGUGAUGUGGGAGUCAAAGAGCUGCAGGAGUUUGUAGCAGAGGGCGGGGGACUAUUCGUUGGAGCCCAAGCCUGGUGGUGGGCCUUCAAGAACCCCGGAGUGUCCCCCUUGGCUCGGUUCCCAGGAAACCUCCUCCUCAACCCCUUUGGCAUCAGCAUCACAAGCCAAAGCCUGAAUCCAGGGCCCUUUCGUACUCCUAAAGCAGGGAUUAGGACCUAUCACUUCCGCUCCACCCUGGCCGAGUUCCAGGUGAUCAUGGGCCGGAAGAGAGGGAAUGUGGAAAAGGGCUGGUUGGCCAAGCUGGGGCCGGAUGGCGCCGCUUUCCUGCAGAUCCCUGCGGAAGAGAUCCCUGCCUACAUGUCUGUGCACCGGCUCCUGCGGAAGCUGCUCAGUCGAUACCGGCUCCCAGUAGCAACCCGAGAGAACCCCGUUAUCAACGACUGCUGCAGGGGCGCCAUGCUCUCCCUGGCCACUGGUCUGGCCCACUCGGGAAGCGACCUCUCUCUAUUAGUCCCAGAAAUAGAAGAUAUGUACAGCAGCCCCUACCUGCGUCCCUCGGAAACUCCUAUCACCGUUGAAGUCAACUGCAACAAUCCAGGCACCAGAUAUUGCUGGAUGAGUACCGGGCUUUACAUACCUGGGAGGCAAAUUAUAGAGGUCUCACUGCCUGAAGCUGCUGCCUCUGCUGACCUGAAGGUACAGAUUGGCUGCCACACUGACGACCUGACCAGGGCCAGCAAGCUGUUCCGAGGCCCACUGGUGAUUAACCGGUGCUGCUUGGACAAGCCCACGAAAUCCAUCACCUGCCUCUGGGGUGGCCUGCUCUAUAUCAUCGUGCCCCAGAGCAGCAAACUGGGUUCUGUGCCCGUCACUGUUAAGGGGGCUGUGCAUGCUCCAUACUACAAGCUGGGGGAGACAUCCCAGGAAGAGUGGAAGAGGCGUAUCCAGGAGAACCCAGGUCCCUGGGGAGAGCUGGCUACGGACAACAUCAUCCUGACAGUGCCGACCGCAAAUCUUCGUACCCUGGAGAAUCCUGAGCCACUGCUUCGCCUCUGGGAUGAGGUGAUGCAGGCUGUGGCACGGCUAGGGGCCGAGCCCUUCCCUUUGCGCCUGCCUCAGAGGAUUGUUGCCGACGUGCAGAUCUCAGUUGGCUGGAUGCAUGCAGGGUACCCCAUCAUGUGCCAUCUGGAAUCUGUGCAAGAGCUCAUCAAUGAGAAACUCAUCAGAACCAAGGGGCUGUGGGGCCCUGUGCAUGAGCUUGGCCGCAACCAGCAGCGGCAGGAAUGGGAGUUCCCCCCGCACACCACCGAGGCCACCUGCAACCUGUGGUGUGUUUACGUGCAUGAAACGGUCUUGGGCAUUCCUCGAGGCCGUGCCAAUAUUGCUCUCUGGCCCCCAGUUCGGGAGAAGAGAGUCAGAAUCUACCUGGGCAAGGGCCCCAAUGUGAAAAACUGGAAUGCGUGGACUGCCCUGGAAACUUAUUUACAGCUCCAGGAGGCCUUUGGUUGGGAGCCAUUCAUCCGCCUCUUUACCGAGUAUCGGAACCAGACCAACUUGCCCACAGACAAUGUUGACAAAAUGAAUCUGUGGGUGAAGAUGUUCUCCCACCAAGUGCAGAAGAAUCUGGCUCCGUUCUUUGAGGCCUGGGCGUGGCCUAUCCAGAAGGAAGUGGCUACCAGCCUGGCCUAUCUGCCUGAAUGGAAGGAAAAUAUUAUGAAAUUGUACCUCCUCACACAGAUGUAAGGAGUGCCCAGCGAGGUGGCAGGCCCCACUGAAACUGAAGUCAAGAAAUACGAAAGAAAAUUGACACAUCUCAGCAAAGAAAAAUGGACGGAUCUGAAUAUAUGUGAAGAAGAUCUCAACACAUUUCUGGAAGAGAGAAAGUAGAUGAAGCGUGAUAAUGAAUGAAAGAGUGAAGGUACCCUUCAGACAGAACAACAUAACCCCAGAGAGACUUGGGCAUCUGAAAAGUCUAUCUACUAAAGAAUUAUACCAGUUGUAAAAUUGAACCCCAUCCCAUUCUACCCAAACCCUUGUGCGCAGAACACAGGCAGUCUGCAAUUGUUGCCAGUUAAAAAUCUGUUGUUGUUGUUGUUGUUGUUGUUUGUGUAAAGGAACUGAAUAAACUACCUGAGGA
Molecule: messenger RNA, 3591 nt
Organism: Diceros bicornis minor
Lineage: Eukaryota; Metazoa; Chordata; Mammalia; Perissodactyla; Rhinocerotidae
Product: TRPM8 channel-associated factor 1
Exons: 10
Coding region: 438-3197 (919 amino acids)
Biological process (GO): positive regulation of anion channel activity
Source: RefSeq, a predicted model, not a curated record